GCGGCGCGACCCGGGAGGGCGGACUCUUUCCUCGCCCUCGUGGUCCCCUCCUCCCUCUUCCUUUUUAAAAGACGCUGGCAGGCAGGACUGUCAGCCACCCGGCUGCUGUUUGUACUUGGCCGCGGCGGGAGUGUCUCCAGCUCUUCUGACAGGCAGGGGCGGAGGACCUGCACGUGGGGAACCACUUCUCUUUUCUUCGGGCUCCGCUCGGGACCCGGCGACACCCACGAGUCAGGACACUACGCGUUCCUGAAGGUGGCAGUCCCGGGAGCGAUGGCUCCCGCGAGGCGUGGGGAGGGAGGUGGCCGGGGACUUGGCACGCCACUCGCGCCCGGAGCGCAAUGAGCGGGGCAAAGGGUGCCAGCGGCAGUGCUAGCAGGCUCCUUCGGCGGGUGCCACUCGCACCCGCGCACCAUGCUGACCACUGGCCUGCGGAGCCUGCGGCGCAGCCCCUGCAGCCUUCCCGGCCCCUGCUAAUCCACGCCUGAGCGGGCGCCGAGCCCCGGGGAAGGCAGAACCGUGGUGCGCCCCGAACUCCAGCUGCGCGUCCCUCCCAGAGCCCCAGCUGCGCGUCCCUCCCGGCCGCCCAGGGCGCGCGGUGGCGAUGGGGGCGCUGCUGGCGCUCUGUCUCCUCCUAGGCGGGCUGUGCUGGGACCCGGCGGUCGCCCAGCAGCCCGGCGAAUACUGCCACGGCUGGGUGGACGUACAGGGCAACUACCAUGAGGGUUUCCAGUGCCCAGAGGACUUCGAUACCCUGGACGCCACCAUCUGCUGCGGUUCCUGCGCGCUCCGCUACUGCUGCGCUGCGGUCGACGCCAGGCUGGAGCAGGGAGGCUGCACCAACGACCGUGGCGAGCUGGAGCACCCGAGCAUCACUGCGCAGCCUGUCUACGUCCCCUUCCUGAUCGUCGGCUCCAUCUUCAUUGCAUUCAUCAUCUUGGGCUCGUUAGUGGCUAUUUAUUGUUGUACCUGCUUGAGACCCAAGGAGCCCUCGCAGCAGCCAAUCCGCUUCUCCCUCCGCAGCUAUCAGACGGAGACCUUGCCCAUGAUCUUGACCUCCACGAGCCUCAGGGCACCUUCCCGGCAGUCCAGCACGGCCACCAGCUCCAGCUCCACAGGUGGUUCCAUCCGCAGGUUCUCUUUUGCCAGGGCUGAGCCAGGCUGCCUGGUCCCCUCACCACCCCCGCCUUACACCACAAGCCACCCAAUCCACCUGACCCAGCCGUCAGGUUUCCUCGUGUCAUCCCAGUAUUUUGCCUACCCUGUCCAGCAGGAGCCCCCGCUGCCUGGGAAGAGCUGUCCAGACUUCAGUUCCACCUGACAGUACAGGGCCAUGAAGCCACUGUGUAGUCGAUGGCAGGCACACUCAUCGUCCUGGAAGAAAGUGCUAGAAAGAUACGUGCCUUCUAGUUUUAAGGUUUUUAGUGCCAGUCACAGAAGGUUUGACUUUGCAAGCAUGGGUGACCAUUUCACUUCAGUUUAUGCCACUUUUAUGAAAAAUGCACAACAGUUUGACUGUAGAGUUGCAGACUGGCAGAAAAUUCAGCUUUACUGCCUAGAAAAGAAAUACUUGUUUCUUUUUAUGUGUUUAUCAAGUUAAAUACAAAUAUAUAAGUAAGAAAGGAAAACACCUAACUGUAAUUAUCAAAGGUUCACUUAAAAAUUAACUAUUAAGCAAACUUAAGGGGGGGCAGGAAACCAUCUAUUUAUAACUUUGGGACUAAUCUAAUCAUGAAGAAUAUUAGCAUGGUGAGAACAUUCGCUUUUUAAAUUAAUAACUAAAUUUUGUUUAAAAUACCAGAGUUUGUCAUAAUAUAAGAUUUCAGUAACCACAUGGGUUUAAAGUUUAAAUAUAUACUCAGACAUUCAUUAUAACAUAAGUUCUAUGUGGAAUCACUUUCCCUACCCACCAGAGGGAAUAUUUAUUACAGACUUUUUGUUCAGCAACAUUUAGUGUUUAAAUGAAAGUUGGACAAUUGGGUCUUAAAACAUUUAUUUGUAAAAUGAGGUAUGUAUAAAUAUAAAGAACUGUAAUUUAAUGUAUUUACCACAUUGACGAUACUAAUUAUUUAGUAGUCACACUGUGAUUUUUAUGUUAAUAAUAACUCUGGAGUUUAAAGUAAAGCUAUUGGUGUAAUCAUCUUAUAUUACAUGUCUCAAAUACCACUGAAUUCCAUGUCUAAUGACUACAUAUUUGGGCAUAUAACCUGUUGGGUUAGAAUAAAUAAAAUAAUUUUCAUGAAUUCUA
This is a messenger RNA of Cavia porcellus (domestic guinea pig), 2248 nucleotides long. RefSeq names its product shisa family member 3 (gene Shisa3). The record is from RefSeq and is a predicted model, not a curated record. The transcript is spliced from 2 exons. Bases 605 to 1321 code for a protein of 238 amino acids. Lineage: Eukaryota; Metazoa; Chordata; Mammalia; Rodentia; Caviidae.